Molecule: messenger RNA, 1995 nt
Organism: Amyelois transitella
Lineage: Eukaryota; Metazoa; Arthropoda; Insecta; Lepidoptera; Pyralidae
Product: cytochrome P450 6B7
Exons: 2
Coding region: 41-1579 (512 amino acids)
Molecular function (GO): iron ion binding; monooxygenase activity; heme binding
Source: RefSeq, a predicted model, not a curated record
AGUAAUCGUUAAUCAAGUUUAGAAUACGAAACAAACAGCCAUGAUCGUGAUCCUCGCUCUGGUGCUGCUCCUGGCAACUCUCUAUGUGUACGGCACCCGCAACCACGACUAUUGGGCGCGCAAGGGAGUCAAACAUGACAAGCCCCUUCCUCUGUUCGGGACAGAGAUCAAACGCUUUCUGCAACAGAAGAGCCUCACUCAAAUGGCGGUUGACAACUACUGGAAGUAUCCUGAUGAGCGCUUCGUCGGCGCCUAUCGAGGCACCGUCCCCGAGCUCGUCAUCAGAGACCCUGACCUUAUCAAGCAAAUUAUUGUCACUGACUUUGCAUCAUUUUACUCAAGAGGAUUAUCUCCAGAGCAUGGCGUCAUCGAGCCUUUAUUAAAGAAUCUUUUCUUCGCGGAUGGUGACUUGUGGCGACUGCUGCGUCAGCGCAUGACUCCGGCUUUUAGCAGUGGCAAACUAAAAUCUAUGUUCCCGCUGAUUGUCGACUGCGCUGACAGACUCCAAAAGCGAGCCCUCAAAGCUGCUGCCAGUGGAGACGCACUUGACGCUCGAGACCUUAUGGCUAGGUAUACUACUGACUUUAUUGGUGCAUGCGGUUUCGGACUCAAUGUAGACUCACUCGGCGACGAUGAGUCAGAAUUCAGAAAGCUUGGAAAUAAGAUCUUUACGAUAACACCGAGCCGCGCUCUCACUUCCAUUUUCAAAAUACUAUUUCCAGAUAUUUUUAAAAACUUUAAAUUCCUCGGACAAGAAUUAGAAGACAGUAUUUUGGCUGUUGUCAAUAUGAUUCAAAAAGAAAGAGGUAACAAACCUUGUGGACGUAAUGACUUUAUUGAUAUGAUGAUGGAACUGAAACAAAAAGGCAAGAUAGUCGUCGAGUCUAUGGAACGGUUUAAUGCUGAUGGUAGCCCGGAGAUGGCAGAGCUGGAAUUGGAUGAUAUAUUGCUCGCAGCACAGGCUUUUAUAUUCUUCGCGGCCGGAUUCGAAACUUCAUCAUCUGCGACCAGUUUCACAUUACAUCAAUUAGCUUACAAUCAGUCUGUACAAAAGAAAGUCCAAGAAGACAUAGACAGAGUUCUGGCAAAGUAUGAUAACAAGCUUAGCUACGAUGCCAUCAAAGAGAUGACUUACUUGCAAUGGACGUUUCAAGAAGGCAUGAGGAUUUUCCCGUCUUCAGGACUCUUGAUGCGCAAGUGCACGCAGAAAUAUACUAUCCCUGGCACUGACGUGACCAUAGAUAAAGGUGUCAAAGUUACCAUUCCUAUCCAAGCGAUUCACAACGACCCGAAGUACUUCGACAAUCCGACCGAGUUCAGGCCGGAGCGAUUCUCUCCAGAAGAAAUCGCCAAGAGGCACAAGUUCGUGUAUCUGCCUUUUGGAGAUGGACCACGUUCAUGCAUAGGUGGUCGACUAGGUCAAAUGCAGUCAGUGGCAGGUUUGGCCGCGCUGCUGGCGCGGGCGACGGUGGCCCCCGCGCCCAGCAGCAAGCGCGAGCUGCAACAGGACCCCACCACCAGCAUCGUGCAGAACGUCAUCGGUGGCAUCCCACUUCAGUUCACGCAAAGACAUAUCUAGAACUUAUUAUUUCAGGAUUUUGUAUUAUAAAAAUCUCAAUAAUUCGUCAGAUUUCUGUAAGAAACAUAAAUUGACAGUACUCAGACACAACCGUAUCUACGCUUUGUGUAGCCUAUAAGGAGUGUCCUUUUUAAAUAGAUAUGUUCAAUACAAAGGCCUUUAGAAUUGUAGGCUAGUCUUAUUUUUUGUGAUAGGUUACAGUGUCAAUGAAUUUGUGUCAAGAAGCUUUAAAGUUAAAGUUUUCUUGGACACUUUAGGAAAAACAUACUCUGUUCGGAGCAUCUCUCACUAGUGCACCUUAAAUUUUAAUUAUUUAUUAUGGAUGUAUAAAAUUAUUAUUUAAUUUAAUGUUAGAGUGAUCUCAGUUAGUUUAAGAAUGUAUAAGUAAAAAUAUAAUGAUUUCUACAAGUGCAUAA